AACAAAGUGGGAGGUGAUGUGAACCAAACAUUUACUCACGACAGGGCUCUUCAUAUUUUAUCCAGAGGAGCGCAUGGAUUCGGGCUCCGGCACACUGCCCGCCGCUGUCCUGGAUGCUGUACAGACUGAAUCAGAAGGCUGUCCCUAAAUCUGAACAUAAUUAUCGUACGUAUCACUGAUAGCUAUAACUGUGACAGCUUGAGCCAAGCAGACAGAGGAACAGCGCAGGAGCUGCUGUUUGGUGUACAGUACUGGUGUAGACAGUACAGUGGAGAUGGAGCGGUGGAAAGGCAGAGUGGCCCUGGUGACCGGAGCCUCGGUGGGGAUUGGAGCGGCUGUAGCCCGGGCACUGGUCCAGCAAGGCAUGAGGGUUGUCGGCUGUGCCAGGAAUGUCGACAAAAUAGAGAAGCUGGCGGCAGAAUGUCAGAGUGCAGGCUACAGUGGCACACUGAUCCCUUACAAGUGUGACCUGUCCAACGAGGAGGAGAUCCUGUCCAUGUUUUCCGCGAUCAAGACGCUGCACAAGGGCGUGGACGUGUGCAUCAACAACGCCGGGCUGGCCCACGACGAGCCCUUGCUCAGCGGAAAGACAGAGGGCUGGAGGAACAUGAUCGACGUGAAUGUUUUAGCCUUGUCUAUCUGCACCCGUGAGGCGUACAAAUCAAUGAAGGAGAGGAACGUGGACGAUGGCCACAUCAUCAAUAUCAACAGCAUGGGGGGCCAUCGAAUGGUGCCUAGUGCUGAUGAGCAUUUCUACUGUGCCACUAAAUACGCUGUGACGGCUUUGACUGAGGGGAUACGGCAAGAACUGCGAGAAGCAAACACCCACAUCAGAGCAACAUGUAUAUCUCCUGGAAUAGUGGAGACUGAGUUUGCCUUCCGUCACCACAACAGUGAUCCAGAGAAAGCAGCUGCAGUGUAUGAGAGUAUGAAGUGUUUGAAAGCAGAAGACAUAGCCAGUGCAGUCACAUUUGUCCUCAGUGCCCCUCCUCAUGUCCAGAUUGGAGACGUGCAGAUGAGGCCAGUAGAGCAGGUGUCAUAGCAGUGAAACAGGAAGCUGCAGGAGGAGCAGACAGACAGCAGCCAUGGUGACUCCUUAGCGAUCUCUGCUGGGUAAGGGUUGGGGAGGGGAGGGGGGGGG
Messenger RNA from Etheostoma spectabile (orangethroat darter), 1141 nucleotides. RefSeq names its product dehydrogenase/reductase 11a (gene dhrs11a). The coding region runs from base 275 to 1042 and encodes 255 amino acids. The transcript is spliced from 7 exons. Lineage: Eukaryota; Metazoa; Chordata; Actinopteri; Perciformes; Percidae. The record is from RefSeq and is a predicted model, not a curated record.